AUGUCUAGUCCCCUUUUCUCCCCUUCUCUCCUCUUCCCCCUCCCCAUCCUCCUCACACACGCACACAAAACGGAACUUACCAUCUCACACACACUCGAUCCGCAAAAGAACCCAACCCCCCCCCCCAACGGGAAGAGCGGGACGACCAACGCAAUGCAGACUAACACCGUACACAAGCGCUGGUACUAUCGGCGGGGAAAGCGGGACAACACGAACGGAGAGGCUAGGUCGACGCUUACGCACCGUGUGACAUUGGGGCGAUUGUACGCAGCGGGUAUCUUGCACACCUACGCCGACGCCGACGCCGACGCUGGUGAGUAUGGCGGGGAUGUAGAAAAAGGGGUGGGUUGCCGCGGGGGGGUGGGGGAGAGCAAAGUUGUUCUUUACGACGACGAAUAUGAUGGACACGCUGGCGCAGUUUCUGAGAAUACCAAAACGAUUGCGAUUGGUGAGCAAGCGGGGGAAGACUCAGGAACAAGACGAUGUAUACGAAUUGGACGUCUUCUCAGAUGUACUGUCUUCACCGUUUAUCGACGACUAUUCACUCUCGUCUUUGUCGUUAAUGUCGGAGUCGCGGCGGGGGUCUUGUGGAAGCGGUAUCAGCACAACCAGCACCUCCACCAGCAACAAGUACCAGACAGCGCCGUCAAUAACGAAAACAUCACAACCCUCUCCACCCUCGCAUCAACAAACUUCCUCACAGCAACACUCCUACGACAACACUGGCUCCUCAACUUCUUUUUCCGCUCUGCGUGGCUGGUCCCAUGGCAUGUACCGCUGAGGCUGCGGAGGGUGGUAGCGCGGGUGUAUUGUUACGGGGGGAUACACAGUGGGGCAGGUGUAGCCGGGACGAUAUGGUGGGUUCUUUUCACCGCCUGUUUAAGUGUCAAGGUUAUCAAGAGCGGGGAGUAUGGGUAUACGGUGUUGGUGCUGGCGUGGGUGAUACUGGUACUGUUGGGGGUGAUUUUGGUGUUUGCGGUUCCGGGGGUGAGGAGGAGGUCGCAUGAUGGGUUUGAGGUGACGCAUCGGUUUUUGGGAUGGUGUUGUGUUGGGGGGUUUUGGGGGGAGGUGGUGCUGGUUUCGUGGCAGGGGUCGUUGGCGUCGACAUCGUUGGGGGAAGAGUUGGUAAGGAAUCCGUCGUUUUGGAACCUUAUCCUCAUCACGGUACUUCUUGUAUACCCAUGGCUCCGGCUCCGUCGCUGGACUUUCACCGCCCGUCCACUAUCCACACACGCGUUACGUCUCUCCUUUCCAAACGCCAUCCACAAGUUCUCCUGUCUUGCGAUUUCCUCGUCGCCGCUCCGCGAAUGGCAUCCUUUCGCCACUUUUCCCUUGGCUGAUCCAGAGGGCCCAUGUGCCAGCAUGGUGAUAUCCGAUGCUGGGGACUGGACGAGGAACCUCAUUCGCAGUGUGAUAGCACAAACCAAGGCUACCGGAGACGACGUGGUAAAAGUAAAUUUUUACAUAAAAUCACACCCUUCGGCUGGUGUGCUCUCGCUUACUUGUUUGUUUCCUCGCGUUCUUGUUGUGACGACUGGUUCGGGAAUUGGUCCGUGUUUAUCUUCUCUUCUUGAAAACACACUCGCUUCUUCUCGUGACCAGAGUCACCGCAGGCAGUUUGCACGUCUAGUCUGGUCUUCGCGCUCGCCGUUGACGACAUUUGGGCCGCACAUUAUGGGGUUGGUGGACAAGGCGGAUCCUGAUGCCGUCGUUAUUGAUACGGCGGAGAUGGGACGUCCGGACUUGUUGGAGGUGGCGUGGAGUAUGUAUAGGGAGUUGGAGGUUGAAGCUGUGUUUGUGCUGAGUAACCAAAAAGUGGUUGACUGGGUUGUUGGGGGGUUGGAAAGGAGGGGUGUUCCUGCUUUUGGACCGAUCUGGGAUAGUUGA
This is a messenger RNA of Pyrenophora tritici-repentis Pt-1C-BFP, 1887 nucleotides long. RefSeq lists its product as uncharacterized. NCBI's taxonomy places the organism in Eukaryota, Fungi, Ascomycota, Dothideomycetes, Pleosporales, Pleosporaceae. The record is from RefSeq and is a predicted model, not a curated record.